GCCGGGCUGGUAGCCACUCUGUUAGUUUUCUGGCGCGGCCCUUCGUGUAUAAUGAUGACUCACAACAGUCAAAAGGCGGCAUGAGAAGCAGAUUCUUAUUAAUUGAAAAUCUGUGUCUCACUCUCAAAUAGAAAAAAGCAAUCCUUUAAUUAGCUUUUUCUCUGCUCUAAGCUCUCUCUCUUUCUGUCAGUUAAAAGAAAUCCCAUAAUUUGCUUUUUCUCUGUUCUAACCAUUGCUCUCUUUAUCUCUCUUUCUUCUCUCGAAGUUCGCGCUCCUGCCAGUUGGGGUUUUUGUUUUCCUUGGUUCAAAAAUUCAGGCAUUCCAUAUGGCACUUGGAUCAGUCCAAAUGGAAGGAAAGGAAGAGGGCUCUUUGCAGUCAAUUCGCUACUCACCUGGUCGCCUUGAGCUUCUCGAUCAGCAAAGACUACCUCAUGAGUCUGUAUACUUGGAUAUCAACAAUACUGAGAGUGGAUGGAUCGCAAUAAAGGACCUGGUGGUCCGUGGUGCACCUGCAAUUGCUAUAUCAGCAGCUCUCUCACUAGCUGUAGAAGUCUCCAACUUGAAAUCUUUUGAUGGCACAUCUACUGAUGCUGCUUCAUUUCUGGUCAAGAAGUUGGAAUACUUAGUUUCCAGUCGACCCACAGCUGUAAACCUUUCGGAUGCUGCAACAAGGCUGAAAGAAAUAGUGUUGAAGGCAGCUACUGAUGGAAAUGCUGAAUCUGUUUUCCAGGCCUAUAUUGAAGCUGCUGAAGCUAUGCUUGUUGAUGAUGUUAGAUCAAACAAAGCAAUUGGAAAGCAUGGAGCCGACUUUAUUAUGAACCAGCACAAAGAUUCUAAAAAGCUUUCAAUCUUAACACAUUGCAACACUGGAAGUCUUGCCACAGCUGGAUAUGGUACUGCUCUUGGUGUUAUCCGCGCACUUCAUGCCGAAGGGGUCUUAGAAACAGCAUUUUUCACAGAAACUCGGCCAGUUAACCAGGGAUCGAGGUUAACAGCUUAUGAACUGGUCCAUGAUAAGAUACCUGCUACUCUCAUAACAGAUUCUGCUGCGGCUGCACUAAUGAAAGCUGGACGUGUGGAUGCAGUCAUAGUUGGUGCUGAUAGAAUUGCAGCAAAUGGUGACACUGCUAAUAAGAUUGGAACUUACAGCCAUGCCAUCUCGGCAUCAUAUCAUGGAGUGCCAUUUUAUGUGGCUGCACCUUUUACAUCUAUUGAUCUCUCUCUAACCUCUGGAGACCAGAUCACUAUUGAGGAGAGAUCAGCAAAGGAGUUGACUCAUGCUCGUGGAGGGCAAGGGGAACAAGUAGUUGUCAAUGGCAUUUCUGCAUGGAACCCAGCUUUUGAUGUUACACCUGCUAGUCUGAUAACAGCCAUCAUCACAGAGAAGGGGGUCAUCACAAAGGCUUCUGCAAAUGAUUUCAAGAUAAGGGAUUUUAUUCACUAGUAGCCCACCCAUUACAAGAUAAAGGAGUUGAUGAUACUCUUCAAGAUUUUCAGCUGGAUCUCACUGUUUGGAUGACGUGAGAGUUCAUUGAAGAUGCUCUGGCUUUGGUGUCCCCAUGAACCAGGUUGUAGUCUCCCCCCGGCUCGAUCAUGUAAACUCUCUCUCUCUCUCUCUCUCUCUCUCUCAGGUUAAAUGGAUAAUUGCUACAACAGCCUCUGUAGCUUCAAAGGGUUAUUUGGACUAAGGAACCCAUGGGCGCCAUUGUGAAAGAAGCUAAUAUACCUUCAGACCGAAAAGCAAAUACUAAUGUGAAAACCAAAACAACACUUGUUUAUUAAUGCUGCUUCCUAGUAACAUUAUCUGAAAAUGAUGUCUAAAUUGAUGCACUCUCACACGCAAAUUUAAAUGAUAGUGGUAGUAGUACUAUUGCAA
Molecule: messenger RNA, 1876 nt
Organism: Amborella trichopoda
Lineage: Eukaryota; Viridiplantae; Streptophyta; Magnoliopsida; Amborellales; Amborellaceae
Product: NagB/RpiA/CoA transferase-like superfamily protein
Molecular function (GO): S-methyl-5-thioribose-1-phosphate isomerase activity
Source: RefSeq, a predicted model, not a curated record